AUGUAUCUUAAUGGACACUCCGAGACCAACCACCAAAAGAAUGGUCGGUUAGGCGGAAGUAUCCAUGAAGAUGAUCCAAUAUGUGUUGUUGGCAUGGCGUGUCGGCUUCCUGGCGAUGUUCGAUCGCCUUCUGAGUUGUGGCAAUUCCUUAUGGAAAAGAAGUCUGGACAGGGGCGAGUGCCUCCAGAGCGUUACAACAUCAAUGGAUUCUAUUCCUCCAAAGGAGAGAAGCAUGGUGUCAUGAACGUGGACGGAGGAUACUUCAUUCGAGAAGACGUUAGACAGUUUGACAACGAAUUCUUUGGCAUAAACAACUACGAUGCUACAUAUGGUCAUACGUUCAACUAUUCGGAAUCUCCCUCUUAUACGGAUCUGAAGAAAAUGGAUCCGCAGCAGCGCAAGCUCUUGGAGAUAGUCUUCGAGUGUUUCGAAAAUGCUGGGACAUCUCUCAGCGAGAUGUCAGACUCCAACACGGGAGUAUACGUGGGUAACUUCACUCAAGACAGUCUCCAGAUGCAGAUGAGAGACCCAGAUGAAUUACGGCGCUAUCACGCCACCGGGAACGGUCUAACCAUGCUGGCUAAUCGAAUUAGCCACGUAUUCAACCUUCAUGGUCCAAGCUUAACGCUUGACACGGCAUGCUCGUCUUCGAUUUACUGCUUGCAUCUAGCUGUUUCUGCGUUGAAAGCAGGGGAUUGUGAUGGGGCCAUCGUGGCUGCUUCCAACUUGAUCCUGACUCCGGGACCACAUAUCGCAGCCAUGAAGGCUGGCAUGCUGUCUCCCACAUCAACGUGUCACACCUUCGACAUUUCAGCCGAUGGCUACGCGCGAGCCGAAGGCGUUAACGCCGUGUACGUAAAGCGCCUCUCUUCGGCCAUCAGAAACAACGAUACCAUUUACGGUAUUAUUCGCGGGACGGCAGUCAACUCGAACGGUCGAACUCCUGGAAUGAUUUAUCCCAGCGCAGAAUUCCAAGAAGUUGUAGUCCGUAAGACGUACAAGGACGCCAAUCUCGACUUCUCCGACACGGACUACAUCGAAUGCCAUGGAACCGGAACGGAAUUAGGUGAUCAUGUCGAGUUAAAUGCCUUAGGAAAUUGCUUCUCUAGCCGUGAGAAACCUAUCCUGAUCGGAGGCACGAAACCAAGCUUCGGCCAUAGCGAGGCAGCAAGCAGCCUUACGUCGCUGAUCAAGGCUCUGCUGGCCUUUCAGCAUGGCCUGAUACCACCUACUCGCGGGGUUGAGACGCUCAAUCCGAAACUCGAAUUGGAGCGUCAUAAUAUGGAAGUUGUGACUGAACCACGCCCAUGGCCACGGAAGACUCAAAGAGUGAGCCUAAGCUCCUUUGGCUAUGGGGGUGCCAACGCGCAUGUGAUACUCGAAUCGCUUUCCAGCUAUACGGAUUCUUCACUCCCAUAUAAGAAUGGGCUUCAUGAGACCUGUCAGCCUCUAUUGUUGCCGAUUUCGGCUUCCUCGCAAAAGUCUUUGGAGACUCGUAUCGGUCAGAUACAACAACUUGCCCAGUCAUGCGACGUUCCGGCUAUCGAAAGUCUAAGCUAUACCCUAGCUGAGCGCUUGUCGCAUUUGAGAUACCGAACAUCAUUCCUUGUAACUCCUAACAAAGAUGAAACCCCUGAGGAUUGGCCAAUGGAGCUAUCGGGAGAUUCUCGUGACAGCGAAGGAGACCCGCUUCGCUUCGCGUUCGUAUUCACCGGUCAAGGAGCACAGUAUAGCGGCAUGGGAAGAGCACUUCUUGACAGCAGUCCAAUCUUUCUCAACACAAUUAGAGAACUAGAUCAAGUUCUGCGGAAUCUUCCACCACCAUAUACUCCCGACUGGACCUUGGAGGGCAUGAUGCGGGGAGAUACCGAUGAUAACAAAAUAAACGAAGCCGUGAGGAGUCAACCGGUCUGUACAGCUUUGCAGGUUGGCCUCGUUAACCUUUUACAAGCCUGGGGUGUCCAGCCCUCUGCUACUUUGGGCCACUCCUCCGGCGAAAUUGGUGCGGCAUAUGCGGCAGGCCUCCUAAGCGCAUCUCAAGCUCUUCUCGUCGCAUACUUCAGAGGGUAUUCAGUAGCGGAGAACCCCACCUCUGGUGCUAUGCUUGCUUGUGGAUUUGGCAUUAAUCAGGCUGAAGAGGUCAUAGAAAAAUGCGGGCUUACAGGACAAGUCGGUAUUGCCUGUUUCAAUUCGCCGGAGAGUUUGACAUUGAGUGGGCCGAAGGAUUGUAUUGAUCAGAUACAAUCAGAACUCCUGAGCCGGAAAACAUUUUGUCGAUUGGUGAAGACAGGCGGUCAACCAUACCAUUCUUCGUGGAUGAAGAAUGCUGGGGCUACAUACGAGAAACUGCUCGAACCGUACUUCCAGGAUAAGCCCCACGAAAGCCCCUCUAAAGCAGCGAUGUACUCGACUGUCUAUCACAAAGGUGAUCGUCCCGAAAGUGUCGAUGCAUCUAUUCCAAUGGCCAAGUACUGGAGGGACAACCUCGAGAAACCCGUCCGAUUUGAUUCCACGUUGAAGCAUCUUAUCCAAAAUGAGCGACUCCAUCUCAUCGAGAUAGGGUCUCAUUCAGCACUAAAAGGUCCUAUAAAUCAAAUUCGGAGAGCUGCGAUGCUAGAUGAGCAAGCCAUCCCUUAUAGUUCGACAUUAAUCAGGGAGCAGGAUGCUCGUCUGAGCAUGGCAAAACUAGCAGGCAGGCUAUUCACCUACGGAUAUGAACUGGACUGGAAAGCCAUUAACCAUAUCCCCGGUAGAAGCCGUAUUCUGUUCCCAAAUCUACCUCCGUACCCCUGGGAUUACUCGGGCGGUCUACGAUGGUUUGAGCCUCGUGGGAGUAUCGAAGUGCGUAACCGAUCUCUCAUUAGACACGAAAUGCUUGGCUCCCAGCAAGUUUCCGGGAAUGGGAUCGACUGGAGCUGGCGAAAUAUCCUCCGCCCGAGCGAGAUGCCGUGGAUUCGGGACCACAAGAUUGAGGAUCUAGUGGUAUUCCCAGCCGCGGGGUAUCUUGCCAUGGCCAUAGAAGCAGUUACUAGUGCUAGAGUAACAAGUGGGAGCCCCUUACACGAGCGUACGACAUUUGAUCUACAGAAUGUCAGUAUCAAUUCUGCCAUGGUAGUCCCCGAGGACAAUGAUUUGGGACAUGUGCCCGUUGAGGUACACACGAAGCUUACCGCGCGGAGGUUAUCGUCCAAAACUUCUUCGGCAGCUAUAUACGAUUUCACAAUAUCGUCUUGGACAGCUGGGCAGGCUACUGUGCACUGUCUAGGAAGUAUCAGAGUGUCUGACACACCGCCUGAAGCUACAGCAGCAGUCAACGGGUUUUCAAGUCCAAGCGGGUAUAGGAACUGGAACGUGGCCAAGUGGUACGAGAAAUUCACCGAAGAAGGGGUAUCGUUUGGUCCGCACUUCAAAACAUUAACCUAUGUGCGAGCUGAUAUCGACCAAGAACGGCCCGAAAUUCUAUGCACGGCCAAAAUCAGUUCCCCGAUGCUAAAGGACUCGGCCAACCGUUAUGCAAUGCAUCCCGUGACAAUCGACGCAUGUCUACAGGCUACUCUGAUAAGUGCUACAUCUGGCGAUCCUGACUCUUUCCGAGCCUAUGUACCAGUGUUUAUCUCAGAGUGUCGCAUCGAAACAUUGCCACUUCCGGAUGAAGACGAAGACCAGCAAGGAAUCAUCCGCGCCACGUCCCAGCGAACUGGAUUCUCCAGUCUAAGAGCGGAUACCACUUUACGAAAUAGAGAAGGGAUACCGCUGGUUCAAAUGAAGGGGGUUCGAUUGACCAGGUAUGCAGGAAAAGUAAUUAAAGACGAAGAUUCUAACAAUCCUCACUUACAACGAUACCCAGUGACAGACGUGAACUGGAAGCCAGAUGUCAUGCACUUGACACCGGAAACGGUACCUCAGCUGGAGGCUUAUAUUGCAAACUUUGCUCAUAAUCGACCGUCAUCAUCAAGCGAUGACGUGUAUAAGGAUAUCAUCAGCGCAAUAUUGGACCUGGCAGGCCAUAAAAACCCUCGGAUGCGGGUUUUGGAGAUUGGAGGAUCGAAUGAGCAAACGAAGAACGAGUGGCUAGAGUUACUAGCAGACAGAACCGCGUUCCCACGAUUUAGGUCAUGGCAAACGACAGAGCCAGACGUGGAAGGCCAUCUCAAAGCAGACGCCAUUAAAAAACCCGGGUUCGACGUCGUUGUACACAGUGACAACGCGUCUGAAAAGCUCUGGAAACACUCACCCAAACAUCUUAUAUCGCUCGUCGAUGAGCAUGGGAUUGCAAUCGUCCGCAAAUCCGACAGCGCCGUGUCAGAAUUAACGGCAUCAAACUUCCAAAUAAUAGAUAUCCAAGAUCGCAUCAUCGUGGCGAUUCGUAGAAAAGAGCCAGAAUUCUUCAAAGGACGACCAGUCCUCAUCGUCGUUCGAGAAGUAUCCCCUCCACUAGAGGCCUUCAUUUCUAGCCUAACGGAACACCUACGACAGACGCACAAGACUCAGGAGAUCCGCACCAUCUCGUUAGCUGAACUUCCAGCAAUAGAGAUCUCCGAAAAUGCGGUUUGUAUCUCGCUGAUAGAAAUAGAACGGCCAUUCCUAGCCGACAUAUGUGAGGAAGACCUGACCCAUCUCCAUAAUCUAAUGAGUGUUGUGAAAGACAUCGUCUGGCUGGUGGGAGCAAACCUGAUCGGUACCCCCAACCCUGACCUUACUUUGGUGCAAGGAAUAUCGCAUUCUAUCAUGGUCGAGCAGCCAUCUCUUCGGUUUACAGUUCUUGACGUUGGAUCUAUCGAUGUCUUAUCAUCCGACGCGCGGAGAUCGUGUCAAGGUAUUCUCCAGGUGCUUGAGCACCACGAGAAAAUUGACGAUAGAGAAUUCGUUCUUUCCAAGGGCCUCUUAUACGUUAGCCGCAUAGAGCCCAACACAACAGUCAAUACGGUGUUUCAGAGCCGAACGAAGAAAACACGUUCAUCCAUGAAACAAUUGACACUUUCUGACGCUAGCCCGGCCAAUCUAUGUAUAGAAAAAGUAGGGAACAUGGAUUCCUUAUAUUUCCAGCAAAUUUGCGAUCCGCAUACGAGCACACCUAGAGGUUUUGUUGAUGUCGAGGUGAAAGUUGUUAGUCUGAAUGCGAAGGACGUGUAUGCGAUGAGCGGACAUGUCGAAACUAGAACCGGUACGUCGAGUAUUGAAUUUGGUGGGGUGAUCACAGGAAUAGGACCAGACGAACAGAACCUCAAGGUAGGAGACAGGGUAGUCGUCCUCAGGCCUAACCACUCCUCAACGAUUGAACGCGUGCCUGUUUGGACCUGUCAUAAACUCCUUGAGGGCGAAGAUAUGGCGGCGAUGGCAACGCUGCCAACUAUAUACGCCGCCGCCUUGUACGCCAUUCGCGACUGUGGACGACUGCGCGCCGGUGAGUCGGUCCUUAUUCAUUCAGGUGCCGGUGCUUUUGGCAUUGCUGCAAUAACCCUAGCACAACGGGCUGGUGCCGUUGUAUAUACUACCGUUAGCUCGGAUAAGAAACGUGAGUUUCUAGUCAAUCAUCUUGGCCUGCCUGCUGGUCAUGUUUUUAGUUCCCGGGAUGAUUCGUUCGAGAAGGCGUUGAACACGAUAACAGGUGGUAGAGGAGUCAAUGUUGUUAUUAAUUCUCUGGUUGGAGAUUUAAUGCAUGCCAGCUGGCGUUGUCUGGCUCAGUUUGGCCGCUUUGUAGAAGUAGGCAAACGUGAACUGGUCGACGAUGGAAGAUUGGAGAUGGAUAUCUUCUCCCGCAGCACGACUUUUGUUGCAUUCGACCUUAGCGAGACGUUUUUUCAAGAGGGAGAUUAUUAUGAGAACCUACUAGCUAGUCUGAUCAAGGAAGUCUUGCAGCUGUAUCGCUCAAAGCAGAUUCAGCCCGUACCCAUCACAACUUUUGACGUAUUGAACAUUACCCAGGCAUAUCGUUAUUUCUCUUCUAGGGAUAGGAUUGGGAAGAUCGUCGUCUCGUUUGAGAACCCCAAGAGUCUCCUGACCGUCGCGCCUCCUAAGUAUAUUACGAUACUCGAUCCCGCGAAAGUUUAUCUUCUUGUGGGGGCCCUUGGAGGCCUAGGGAGGAGUUUAGUCCGCUGGAUGAAGUUGCGGGGUGGGAAAAAAUUUGUCUUCCUCCAAAGAUCAGGCUGCGAUAAGUCGAGCGCACAGGAGUUUGUGACUUGGCUGAAACAAGAAGGGGUGUCUGUUAGGGUGGUUAAGGGCGACGUCACAAGGAUAGACGACGUCGUAGCGGCCAUAGCAGCAUGCAAGCAACUAGGCGGGCCUAUCGGCGGAGUAAUGCAAGCCGCAAUGGGUCUCCACGAGGACCUCUUUAGCGCCAUGACGAGUGACUCUUGGCAUGAGAGCGUAAGGCCUAAAUGGGCGGGUACGUGGAAUAUUCAUAGGGCGCUUGACGGACAUGAAGAAGGUCUCGACUUUUUCCUCAUGAUCUCCUCUAUGAACGGGACCACCGGUUUACCAACAGAAAGCAACUAUUCUGCGGCGAACGCAUUUCUUGAUAGUUUUGCACACUGGCGGAGAAGCCAGGGCAAGACAGCCGUGUCACUCGCGCUUGGAAUGGUGGCUGGUGUUGGCUAUCUUCAUGAGAACCCCAAGAUUGAAGAGUUGCUAUUGCGGAGAGGUACUCAACCUCUGAGUGAGAACGAUGUUCUCCUACUUGCCGAUAUUGCGAUUGGGGGCGUCAGUAGCUAUAGCGGCUUAGGACAGGGACAAGAAAAUGUAGCGCCGGCUCAUAUUCUCACUGGUUUGGAAACUGCGAAUCUCCGGAAGAUUAUAAGUCAAGGAUUUGAAGUUUCUAACUCAACUCUGGACGACCAACGACUUGCUAUUCUCGCAGCAUCGCUGGAGAUUGCUAGCAAUGCUAGUGGCUCGAGCGGAAACAGAAAUUCGGAAGGUGACCAUCAAAUCGUUAGCACUCCGUGGAUGAGAGGCUUACCCCAAGAGGUUACGAAUACUCUCCGGCCAGAACUUGCCGAGGCUUCUUCUCUGAAGGGAGCGAUAUUGGGAGCCCUAACCAAGAGAUUCUCGGAUUUGUUGCUUACACCGAGGGACCAAAUUGAUCCCAAUAAGCCAUUUGCGCAAUUUGGAUUGGACAGCAUGAUCGCGUCGGAGUUUAGGUCUUGGCUUUGGAACUCGUUAAAGGCGGAUAUUCCGUUUUUGGACCUGUUAGGAUCUCGGAAGUCCUUGGACACGGUAGCAGGACUUGUGGAAGCAGAUUUACUAUCACGAGCUGUAGGGUCUGAAGGGUGAGAAGGUAUGCCGUACAAAGUACAAACGGCAAAAAGCAUUUCCGCGCGGUCACCUGACCUGCUGAUAAAUCUUACCCCUGUCACACCCUGUUACCCUUGUUAUCUCGGUUAUAUCCAACCACCAAUCAGGCAAUGCGAAGCUGUGGAUCGGAGAAUCUUAUCUGAUUGAUAAUUAGGCUUGGCAUUCUCUUUUCUCAAUCAACAACACAUUGGAACCAGGCAGCUACCAAGCGCUUACCGUGUAUAAUCCACAACUACCUAGGUAUAUUCCAAUUGUGUAUU
Daldinia caldariorum is the source of this 7550-nucleotide messenger RNA. Its product is annotated as putative polyketide synthase. Bases 1 to 7269 code for a protein of 2422 amino acids. The transcript is spliced from 13 exons. Gene Ontology annotation, molecular function: phosphopantetheine binding; fatty acid synthase activity; oxidoreductase activity. Lineage: Eukaryota; Fungi; Ascomycota; Sordariomycetes; Xylariales; Hypoxylaceae. Gene Ontology annotation, biological process: secondary metabolite biosynthetic process; fatty acid biosynthetic process. The record is from RefSeq and is a predicted model, not a curated record.